CCCUGCCCGCCAACGCCGGAGGCCCUUGCUGCCCGGGUCCUGCCCCUGCCGGGACCUACAGCCGGAAGAUGGCGGCGGCUGCGGAGUUAACCCUGCUGGAAAAGUCGCUGGGGCUGAGUAAAGGGAAUAAAUACAGUGCUCACGGCGACCGCCAGAUUCCAGUUCUCCAAACAAACAAUGGUCCAAGUCUAACAGGAUUGACUACUAUAGCAGCCCAUCUAGUCAAGCAAGCCAACAAAGAAUAUUUGCUGGGGAGUACUGCAGAAGAAAAAGCAAUAGUUCAGCAAUGGUUAGAAUACAGGGUCACCCAAGUGGACAGACACUCCAAUAAAGAUGAUCUCCGCACACUGUUGAAGGAUCUUAAUUCAUAUCUUGAAGAUAAAGUCUACCUUACAGGAUAUAACUUUACUUUAGCAGAUAUCCUAUUGUACUAUGGACUACAUCGCUUUAUAGUUGACCUGACAGUUCAAGAAAAGGAGAAAUAUCUUAAUGUGUCUCGCUGGUUUUGUCACAUUCAGCAUUACCCAGGCAUCAGGCAACAUCUGUCUAGUGUUGUCUUCAUCAAGAACAGACUAUAUACUAAUUCCCACUAGAAGCUAUCUGUGCAGUACAGAAGAACAACUAAAAAUGUUUUAAAUGGAAAAUGUAUUGUGGACCACAGGACUAACAUAAAUUGAUACAUAGUCAUUCUUUAUUUGUUGAAGUUGAGAGAAUUUUAAAGUAUAAACUUGUGUCUGAGUGUUUUAUUUGUUCUUCAGUUGAAGUUUUACAAUUUUUAAUGUAAAAAUUGGAGUGCUGUCAAAAAAAACAAGUUGAGAUCAAGUUGUAAAUUAACCUUAUUUUUAAAGGUGAGAUUUAUUUUAAUAAACAUUGUAAAUCAAUGGCUUAAUCUUAAA
Lemur catta (Ring-tailed lemur) is the source of this 896-nucleotide messenger RNA. It is a transcript of the gene EEF1E1, whose product is annotated as eukaryotic translation elongation factor 1 epsilon 1. The record is from RefSeq and is a predicted model, not a curated record. Gene Ontology annotation, biological process: positive regulation of DNA damage response, signal transduction by p53 class mediator. Bases 69 to 593 code for a protein of 174 amino acids. The transcript is spliced from 4 exons. Gene Ontology annotation, cellular component: nucleus; aminoacyl-tRNA synthetase multienzyme complex; cytoplasm. NCBI's taxonomy places the organism in Eukaryota, Metazoa, Chordata, Mammalia, Primates, Lemuridae.